Molecule: messenger RNA, 733 nt
Organism: Dermatophagoides pteronyssinus (European house dust mite)
Lineage: Eukaryota; Metazoa; Arthropoda; Arachnida; Sarcoptiformes; Pyroglyphidae
Cellular component (GO): nucleus
Source: RefSeq, a predicted model, not a curated record
GUUACAAAAAAAGUCAUAUGGCUAUUUUUAUUUUGGUUAAAUUAAUUUGAUUUGAAAAUUGUUGAUAAUUUUAUCCAAAAAUCAACAAUAUUUUUUUAUCUUAUCAUGGAUUCUAACAAAGAAAUCAAUCUAAAUGAUGAUAAUUCUAUACGACGAUCAAAACGUAUAGCGGCCAAAAGUGAAGAACAACCAAAUCAAUUGAUCGAUUUAAUCAUGUCAGAUUUAGAUCGUGAAUCAACAAAUUUAAAAAAGAAAAAUGAUUCAAAUUUUUGUAAAAGAAAAAUCUAUAAAAAUAUUGUUAAUAAUAAUAAUAAUUUUGAUGAUAAUAAUGAUAAUAAUAAAAUUUCGGUAUCACGUGAUGAAGGAACAGGUACAUUGUUCGAUAAUGGUUUGCAAGCUGUUAGCAUAAUCGGUGCUACAUAUGUAGAUGAUAAUGAUAUGAAAUCAAAUAAUGAACUAUGUUAUCUGAUUAAAUAUGAAAAUGGUCAAUAUGAAUUGGUAUUGAAUAAAGUGGCCCAUAAAUUCUGUCCAUUGCUGGUAAUUGAUUUCCUGGAAUCUCGUUUAUCAAUCCAAGAUAAAGAUGAUUCGAAUAUUUUGAAAUUUCCCGAUCACCUCGAUUCAAAAGCUAAAAUGGUUUCAUAAUAUAUUUUUAUUUAAAUAUCAUCAUCAUCAUCAUCAAUGUUUUACAAACAUUUUAUUAAAAUUUUUGUAAUUUUUGCACUAAUCGUGAGAU